GAGGAUCUAAACAGGUGCAAAAGUUUUCAGACUACACCUUGAGGAUGACCACCAUGCAGAAGUUGCUCCAGCUGCCGGUGAACGCGGUGAACAUGGUGAAGAACGCGCAGGGGGUCGGUCAGGGUGAGGAGGAGGCUCUCAGUCCGGUGAUGACGCCCGACGGCGGCCCGCAGAACUGGUACAACGCCGUCCAGCCCGAAGAGCUCCGACACCUGAAAUUCGGGGGGGCAGGGGGGGAGUGGUCUGAGGAGAGACCUGUACAGGAGGAGGGGCUCACCAGCGUUCAAACGCAACCCUUACGACAUGAUGACCUGAAGGAGAUGCUGGACAGUAAUAAAGACUCCCUGAAGCUGGAGGCCAUGAAACGCAUCGUGGCGAUGAUCGCCCGGGGGAAGAACGCGUCCGAUCUCUUCCCUGCAGUGGUGAAGAACGUGGCCUGUAAGAACAUCGAGGUGAAGAAGCUGGUGUAUGUGUAUCUUGUGCGCUACGCUGAAGAACAGCAGGAUCUCGCUCUGUUGUCCAUUUCCACCUUCCAGAGAGGACUGAAGGACCCCAACCAGCUGAUCCGUGCGAGCGCUUUGCGUGUGCUGUCCAGCAUCCGAGUGACCAUCAUUGUGCCCAUCAUGAUGUUAGCCAUCAAAGAGGCGGCGUCUGACAUGUCUCCAUACGUCCGCAAGACCGCAGCUCAUGCCAUUCCCAAACUACACAGUCUAGACCCAGAACAGAAGGAUCAGCUUAUUGAAGUCAUCGAGAAGCUGCUGGCUGAUAAAACCACACUGGUAGCGGGCAGUGUGGUGAUGGCGUUUGAGGAAGUGUGUCCGGACCGCAUCGAUCUGAUCCAUAAGAACUACCGUAAGCUGUGUAACCUGUUGAUUGACGUGGAGGAGUGGGGUCAGGUGGUCAUCAUCAACAUGCUCACGCGCUACGCCAGGACGCAGUUCCUCAACCCCAACGUCAACGAGUCUCUGUUAGAAGAGAGUGGCGAGAGGGCGUUCUACGCCUCUGAUGAGGAUGAGGAAGAUGAAGAUAAGAAAGCCGAGGCGGCCGCUCUGCCGAAGAGGAAGCCGUACGUGAUGGACCCCGAUCACAGACUCUUACUGAGGAACACCAAACCUCUGCUGCAGAGCCGCAAUGCUGCCGUGGUGAUGGCUGUAGCUCAGCUGUACUUCCAUUUGGCUCCUAAAGCAGAGGUGGGCGUCAUUGCCAAGGCUUUGGUCAGGUUAAUGCGAAGCCACAGUGAAGUGCAGUACGUCGUGCUUCAAAACGUCGCUACGAUGUCCAUCAAGAGACGGGGAAUGUUUGAGCCGUACCUGAAGAGUUUUUAUAUCCGCUCCACAGACCCCACGCAGAUCAAGAUUCUCAAGCUGGAGGUUUUGACUAAUUUGGCUAAUGAGACGAACAUCUCCACUAUCCUGAGAGAAUUUCAGACGUAUAUUAAGAGCAUGGAUAAGGAUUUCGUGGCGGCCAGCAUUCAGGCCAUUGGUCGCUGUGCUACAAACAUUGGUGAGGUCAGAGACACCUGUCUGAACGGCCUCGUACAGCUGCUGUCCAACAGAGACGAGCUGGUUGUGGCUGAAUCAGUUGUGGUGAUCAAAAAGCUUCUACAGAUGCAGCCUGAACAGCACAGCGACAUCAUCAAACACAUGGCCAAACUCAUCGACAACAUCCAGGUGCCGAUGGCCCGGGCGAGCAUCCUGUGGCUGAUCGGGGAGUACUGCGAGCACGUCCCCAAAAUCUCCCCCGACGUCCUGAGAAAGAUGGCCAAAACGUUCACCAACGAGGAGGACAUCGUCAAGCUGCAGAUCAUCAAUUUGGCUGCCAAACUGUAUCUUACUAACUCAAAACAGACUAAACUGUUGACGCAGUAUGUACUGAACCUGGCGAAAUAUGAUCAAAACUAUGACAUCAGAGAUCGUGCCCGCUUCAUCCGCCAACUAAUUGUUCCCACCGAUAAGAGCGGCGCUCUCAGCAAAUACGCAAAGAAGCUUUUCCUUGCGCUCAAGCCCGCCCCCGUCCUGGAGUCUCCAUUUAAAGACAGAGAUCACUUCCAGCUGGGAUCACUGUCUCAUCUGCUGAACGCUAAAGCCGGCGGAUACCAGGAGCUGCCCGACUGGCCCGAAUCUGCGCCUGACCCGUCCGUGCGCAACGUGGAGCAGGAGGAGGUCAUAGACAGCAGUGAGGGCCGAAUCGGUCUCUUGGGAGACUGGAGAGAGAUUCCAGAUUGGAGCAAAUGCACAAGCCGGAAGGAUCGUAAGGAGAAGAAAGUGGAGAAACCUUUCUACUCGGACUCUGACGGAGAAUCUGGCCCGACCGAAUCAGCAGAUAGCGAAUCAGACUCCGGCAGCAGGUCAGAAAGCGCUAGCGCCAGUGAUGAAAGCGCCUCCGGUUCAGAGAGCGAAGAGAGUGGAGAAGAGACCGAGUCUGAGGAGGAAGAGGAAGAUGAGGAGGAGGAAAAGAAAAAAAAGAAAAGGCUGGACAAGACCAAAGCAAAGAAGCCAGUGGAGGAGAGCGCAGAGAGUGAGCAGAGCAGCGGCACCGAGGACCGGAAACGAGGCAGGAAAGCAGUGAAGAAUCAGAAGAGCGCUUCAGAGUCAGAGAGCGAAUCAGAGAGCAGCGAAUCAGAGGAGGAGGAGUCGGAGGAGUCGGGGGAGGAGUCUGAAUCUGACACCGACAUCAGGAAGAAGAAGACGCCCGUAUCAAAACAACCUCCCAAACAAUCCAAAAAAGAGAGCAAGAAGGAGACGCAAGAAAUGUCUUUGUUGGAUCUGGAUGACUUUGAACCUACCACAGCAACAGCUCCGGUGACUCCAGUUAACUUCAUGUCGAGUAGUCUGGUUUCUGAUCUAGAGGGUUUGUCACUGACCGACUCUAUUCUGGCACCUACAACCAUUGCACCUUCUGGUUCGAUAAAGAUGUAUGAGCUCCUGCAUCGUAUAAAGGGCGAGGGUCUUGCGGUUGAGUACUGCUUCAGCCGGCAGCCCUUCAGUCCAGACCCCAACAUGGUGGCCGUCCAGAUCCAAUUCACCAACAACACCAACUCAGAGACCAAAAACCUGCACAUCGAGGAGCCCAAGCUGCAGUCCGGGAUGAGGAUCCGAGAGUUCUCCGAGAUAGAGGUGUUAGCAGCAGGUGAUUCGGUUACUGUGGUGAUGGGCAUAGAUUUUUGUGAUUCUACGCAAGCAGCAAACUUCCAGCUGUGUACUCACACCCGCAAAUUCUUCGUUACGAUCCAGCCGCCCGUCGGGGAGCUCAUGACACCGGCGUUUCUGACAGAAAACGACUUUAGGAAGGAGCAAGGUAAACUGAUGGGAAUGAAUGAAAUCUCAGAGAAGUUGUCGCUAGGAGAGAAAUGUGUGAACGAGCACAUCAUCGUUGAGAGAGUCACGGCCACCGCCAACUUGAGCAGGGUACCCUGCGGUUCUGAUAAAGAGUGCAGUACUCCUCCUCCUCCUCCUUCCGCUCCUGUUUACAGAUUCGCAGGUAAAACGGUCAGCAGCGGCUGUCUCGUGCUGGUCACCGUCGCUACGAAGGAAGGGGUCGGAGCUCAGCUGACGGUCAACUGUGAGAAGAUGGUGAUCGGCACGAUGCUGGUUAAAGAUAUCCUGCAGGCCCUGUCGCAGUGAUGGCGCCCCCUACAGUCAACACCCUCCUACUGCUGCUUACCGCAUUGAGUCGCAUCGCUGUGUAGAUAUUUCCCCCGCGUGGACUGGCUUGUAGCAUCAAAAAUAUACUGAUGUCAGAACCGCGACAACAACAACAUUCAGGGCCUCGUAAUCAGGAUGUUCCUCUUAUGUUCCUCUGUUGAAUGUUGCAUGGCAUCAAAGACAGUCAGUGCACCAUAAACCUGCCGAAUUACUGCACAAACCUGUGUCAGUUUUAGUUUAGGGUCUCUUUAGGAUUUACAGUACAUGCUCAAAACAAGUAUUUGGACACUACCUUGUAAUCAACAGCAACCAGUUAAUAACAAUCCAUCUGCUCAACGAAAGAGACUAAUAAUCAUCUGAGUUAUUAAUUUGCUUUCAGAUCAAUCGUUGCCUUUGUGAUCUUCCUAAAAUUAACGGAAGCUCAGUGGGGUUUAUUUUUUAGCGUUUAGCUUACACAUAUUCUGAAUGUAACAUCUUGCAUCUGAUCCCAGACCACAUCCCAAUGACGACAGUAGAUUUGUUUCCAGAAACCACAUCAAACUGGUUUUUGAGCUUUGUUGAACUCUCUG
Molecule: messenger RNA, 4213 nt
Organism: Rhinichthys klamathensis goyatoka
Lineage: Eukaryota; Metazoa; Chordata; Actinopteri; Cypriniformes; Leuciscidae
Product: AP-3 complex subunit beta-2
Exons: 28
Coding region: 45-3623 (1192 amino acids)
Biological process (GO): vesicle-mediated transport; intracellular protein transport; anterograde synaptic vesicle transport
Cellular component (GO): AP-3 adaptor complex; membrane coat
Source: RefSeq, a predicted model, not a curated record